AUGUCCAACUUCACAGAGAAGAACCGACAGGUCUUUGACAAAAUGGCCGGCACCUACAAGACCGAUUUUGGCCGUGCCCUGCAGAUGAUCUACCAACAGGUCCAGAGCCGUCGUCAUUGGGCCAGUGACGUCUGGACCGAUACCGACGCAGGCAAAGGAAAAGAGAUUAGGAUGCUAGAAUAUGCCUGCGGUCCUGGAAACGUCUCCCUGGCAUUGGCACCGUUUGUCUCCAAGGUAAUGGGUCUGGAUGUCUCCGACGCCAUGGUGAACGAAUAUAACAACAAUGCCCGUGAAGCAGGGCUGUCGGACAAGAUGGUUGGCCGCAAGGGCGAUCUUCUAGCCGACACAGUACCCUCCGAGAUCUCAGGGCAAGAGUACACUGACUUGGACGUCGUCUUUGUCAGCAUGGCUCUUCACCACUUUGAGAAACCCGAUCUGGCAAUGAAACGGUUCGAAGAACGGUUGAAAGCGGGUGGUGUGUGCUUGAUCAUUGAUCUGGUCCCAGACUCUCAUAGUCAUGAGCACCUGCAUGAGUUCGCAGAGACUAGAGAGACGAUCAAGACACAUGGAUUUUCGAAGGACGCUAUGCAAAAGCUGUAUGAAGACGCCGGGCUAGGAAAGGGGUUUGACUACCAGGUCAUUGAGGAGCCGAUGGUGUUCCAGAAGAAUGGACAGUCGAUGUCGAAGACGAUCUUCAUUGCGCGGGGUGAGCGGUGA
Aspergillus terreus NIH2624 is the source of this 717-nucleotide messenger RNA. RefSeq names its product class I SAM-dependent DNA methyltransferase. Lineage: Eukaryota; Fungi; Ascomycota; Eurotiomycetes; Eurotiales; Aspergillaceae. The transcript is spliced from 3 exons. The record is from RefSeq and is a predicted model, not a curated record. The coding region runs from base 1 to 717 and encodes 238 amino acids.